AUGCGGGAGCACUUGUGCACACCGGAGAAGGUGCAGCCUGCGAUGCAGUUACUCGCAUCCGUGGCUGUUGCUCGGGCUGGCCUCAGCAGGACCGAUAUUAGGCUUCUGUUUGUAUUCUUCGCGGAGAAGCUGGCACAGCAGGAGUUCCAGGCAGCGGCCCUGAGCUCGCUGGCGCUGCUCGUUUCGGACAUCAGGGAGCAACAUGAGUGCGAUGAGGAGUGGUUCAAGAUUGUCGGCACACCUUUCACAGAUUAUGUGCGCGUCCAGCAACUACCGCUUCACAGUCGCAAGCAGUGCUUUUGCAUCAUGUCUUUUUUGUUCACCGAGAAAACCAUGGAGCUCUGCGAUAGCAAUACCCUGGCGGCGCUGCUUGAGCUGAUCGAUGGUGAGAGUGACCCCGAGCUAGUGUUGCUGACGUUUGACUUGCAUGUGAUGGCGGCGACCCGCUCCACAAGAGAAGCAUUCGCCACCGUUGUCGAUGACUACUUCGAGAGCGUUUCCAGCUACUUCCCUGUGGUGUUCUCGCAGCCUCCGGGGUGCAAGGUAACCAAGACAGACCUGCGGGGGGGCUUGAAGCGGUGCCUCUGCCUCGCUGUUUACAAGGAGCUCUGCAUUCCGUUCAUGCAGAGCAAGCUGGCCUCUCCAUCCACCGCCGUCAAGGAGGACGUACUUGAUGUUCUGCUCACGUGCUUCGACAUGUACUCCUCUCAGGACUUGGUGCCGCACUGCCAAUCGCUCGUGCUUCACAUGAAGAGCGAAGUGAUCAAACUGUCGUCCUUUGCUGACCGCGCAUCGAACGCAACGUUGACCAAGUGCCUGCUCAUGAGCUGUGAAGUUCUCGGUCGAGUGAGCAAGCAGUGCAGUGUCAAAACGCAGUCGGAGGCGCUAAAGAUAUUUGGGCCCGUGGUGGAGGGUUUUUUGGCCGCUCUCUCCGCUGACCCACCAACCUGCUCAGCCUAUGGAACAAUGGUGGUUCACAUCCUCACAGGGGCGUGGAAUUGCUGCCUCUUUGUCGCCUCGUAUCUCUUCUCGAUGCUCGCAAUGUCCAUCGAAGGGGCGGAGCGCCCAGCCAAUGCGUUUAUUCUGCUCGCUGCCCUUGGCAGUGGCAUGCUCGAUGGCUUGAAUGCGUUUCCCGGCGAAACCCACAAAGAGCAACUCCGCAGUAGCAUCGAGAGAACCACCCCAAUGAUUAUGGAGGCAGUGACAGGCUGCUCGCAGAGAUGGCGCGCCGCGGGCGACGAGGAGUGCAUAGACGACUUUACUCUCAUGUGCGGCUGCGAGUUCCUCGUGUGCAUGCUGAAACUGUCUGCCGCCAUGGAGCCUUGGAUGCCGGCGGCGGCGGCGUCCGAGGGAGUCGACACCCUUGUGUGGGUGGCGCUGCAUCGCACCGCUGAGGUCUCCACAAAGGUGUGCCGGUUGCUGCGCGAGUACGCCGCCGUGGAUGCGCCGCAGGUGCAGGAAGCGCUGGCGCGUCUUCUUUGCAACCCGUCGGCCCCGCCUGAGAAGGCACUGACUAUUGCGUGCGAACUGGCGAGUACCUCACUGGCGGCGCUUCUCCUCGUAUUUGGCGAGGGCUUCUUUUCCACAACGUGCGAGUGGAUGCGAGGAAUGGCAGCAGGGGAGCUGGCGGCGGCUUUGCAGAAGGCACUGCAGCACUUCAGGCGAGCGCUGCAGGAUGGCGCUGCGGACCGCAUGACGGCGUUGCUGGACCGCGACGACGUGUCUCCUGAAUUCUUUGAGUGCGCAUCCCUUGUGGCUUCGAAUUUGAGCGGCGGCACCUGUGGACAGCUGCUGUCCGCAGAGGGAUCUCUCUCCUUGCUUGGAAUCGCGGCGGUAGUGAGCGGGCGCACACACCUUCGCUGCGUGCAGUACAACUGGGCAAACACGGCGGCACAGUUUGUCGCUCUCACGACUUCCGACCACCAAGCGUGGCGUCGGGUAGGGAUGGAGGGCAUUACGGGGAUGCUUAACAACAAGGUUUUCCCAGAGGACACACAAGCCCUGUUCAGUCGCGUGCCGACAAGGGGGCACCUCAAUGUGGAGGUUGCUAUUCUGUGGGGCAAGCUGCUCGUGGACCGCGCUGACAGUGGCGAGGCGGCGGCACCACCGGCUGGUGAGCUGGUGUCUUCCUUCCUGUAUCAGCACCUGGAGGCAGGAGUUACUGCCUCCUGCUUCGACUGCGCAGCGGUGCAGGAGGCCUUCUCGUACGUACCGUUCUUGGCCACUCAAGCAGCUGACCGUCCGUCCGUCUUGCAGCUGCUCUUGGGGUCUGAAAUGGGUCAUUCGGAGCGGCCCAACUACGCACUAUGUUCAGCACUCCAGUGCCUUGUUGAUGAAGAGACAGAGGGGCAAGUACAAGCCUGUCUCGUAGACCUUUUGGUGAUGGUGCGCAAACUCACCAGCGGCGGCACAGACGACGAGCGUGCGCUGGCUCGCGCCCUGCUCUUCAGCGUCGACAAUAAGUGCGGUGGUAGUGUUGCGUUGGCUCGUUCUGUACUCUUCAACGAGUCAAGUGUGCAGGCGCUGCUUGAGGGCACCAAAGACGCGGCUCUCACCGUGCGGUACCGCAGCUUGCACCUCAUCAGGUCUCUCGCCCGUGGCGCCUUGUCGUUGAUGAAGAGCUGCUCCCAAGAGGAGAAGGUGGAACUGGCGCGCGUACGCGACCAUAUACUUCUUGUCACGAAGCAGUCUCUAGGGGAUCACAAGCGAAGGGCUCGUCAGGCGUCAGCGGCGUGCCGGCAUGAAUGGUUCAAGGUGAAGUAG
Leishmania mexicana MHOM/GT/2001/U1103 is the source of this 2763-nucleotide messenger RNA. RefSeq lists its product as hypothetical. The coding region runs from base 1 to 2763 and encodes 920 amino acids. Gene Ontology annotation, biological process: iron-sulfur cluster assembly. NCBI's taxonomy places the organism in Eukaryota, Euglenozoa, Kinetoplastea, Trypanosomatida, Trypanosomatidae. The record is from RefSeq and is a predicted model, not a curated record. The transcript has a single exon. Gene Ontology annotation, cellular component: cytosolic [4Fe-4S] assembly targeting complex.